Molecule: messenger RNA, 522 nt
Organism: Diuraphis noxia (Russian wheat aphid)
Lineage: Eukaryota; Metazoa; Arthropoda; Insecta; Hemiptera; Aphididae
Product: THAP domain-containing protein 5-like
Source: RefSeq, a predicted model, not a curated record
AUGUCAUCUGAGACUUUUAAGCCUAAAGAUGGAUCGUGUUGUGCUGUUGCGAAUUGCAAACAAUAUUCUAGCAAAGCAAAAAUUGAUGGAACUGACAUAUCGUUUCACAGGUUUCCUAAAGAUUUGGAUCAACAAAAAUUGUGGGCCCAGAAAUGUAAAAGAGAUGAUAAGUGGAAUCCUCAAACAUCGUAUAUUUGUUCAAUUCACUUUAGUUCGGAUGCUUUUGUGCACAAUAUGAAAGCGAAACUCUUAGGAUACAGUCCUAGAGUUCGAAAAUUAAAACAGGAUGCUGUUCCAACAUUAAAUCUACCAGCUGCUUCUUUCGACCAAAAUGAUAUAUCUAUAUCAGCAAUCAAUCGUCGGAAUAGGAUGGAUGCUAAACUGGCCAAAAAGGUUCAUGAUGAACUGGUGACAUCAAGUCUUUCAUCAAUAUCACCACCUGCAACAUUAUAUAUUGAGGCCAAUUUGUUAAUUUAUUUAUUUUCUCAAAUGUUACAGAUCAUUAAACUAGUUAAGACUUAA